Molecule: messenger RNA, 2176 nt
Organism: Pocillopora verrucosa
Lineage: Eukaryota; Metazoa; Cnidaria; Anthozoa; Scleractinia; Pocilloporidae
Product: potassium voltage-gated channel subfamily A member 3-like
Biological process (GO): potassium ion transmembrane transport; protein homooligomerization
Cellular component (GO): membrane; voltage-gated potassium channel complex
Molecular function (GO): delayed rectifier potassium channel activity
Source: RefSeq, a predicted model, not a curated record
UGUAUUCAAACAAGAGCGCCUGUCAAGACAUUUUAAACACACAAACGUUCUUGUGUGCCAUUUAAAGAAAUCAGACGAAUCACUUGCGGAAAAAUUGGCGGAAGGCGCCCACAGAAUUGUCGUGAUAAUUUCGGGGACAAACAAAAUUCUGUGUAUAUAUCACACAAACUUCAGAUGCAUCCGUAAAUUGCAGUUAAGUCUGGAGCUUGCCCAGUGGGUCUUUUUCUUCAUCGAAACAAAAAGGAUGUUUUUGUAAAAUGGACGACCGUGUUGUUAUCAACGUCAGCGGAAUGACAUUUGAAACGAAAGAGGGGACAUUGAACCGUUUUCCAGACACGCUUCUUGGAAGUCCGUCGAGAAGGCAGCAGUACUAUAACCCUGUAGUACAGGAAUAUUUCUUUAAUCGUCACCGAGUGGCAUUCGAAUCAAUUUUAUUUUAUUACCAGUCUGGAGGACGACUUAUUUGGCCUGACGAUAUUCCUGCCAGCGUUUUUACGGAAGAAGUUGAAUUUUUCCAGUUAGGGGAACAAGCUUUGAAGAGUGUUGCAAGGUGUUUGUAUCAAAAUCGUCGUGCGCAACACGCUGAGCCACCGCAAUGGACAUUUCAACGCCGAGUUUGGAAUUUAUUCGAACAUCCCGACACCUCGAAUUUUGCCAGGGCUAUUGCGUUAUUCUCAGUACUCAUGAUCGCUACCUCCGUGCUUAUCUCAUGCCUUGAGACCUUGUGCCAAUUUAAAGGAUGCUGCACCGAGAAUAAGGAAUUGAUAGACGACAGCAGUAACGCAACGUUAAACAGCGAAAAAACUGAUCUGCCAAGCAAAGAACAGAAAAUUUGUACCCACGAAACUCCGGAAGUGUUCAUAGCCCUCGAAACGACUUGCUAUUCAUGGUUUUUACUUGAAUAUAUAGUACGCUUUGCGGCGGCACCAAAUCGACUGGAGUUUCUUCUAUCGCCUUUGAACUUUGUGGAUUUGAUAGCUAUUAUACCUUUUUUUACUAUUAUGAUCGGUGGGAAUCGCCGACUAGUGUCUUUGGCGGUUCCCCGAAUCGCUCGUCUUCUGAGAAUAUUUCGCAUUUUAAAACUAACUCGAUAUUCGAACGGACUGAAAAUUAUGAUGUAUACUUUACGCGCGAGCCUUAAUGAGCUAGAGAUGAUGAUAUUAUUUAUGUUUAUGAUAGUGAUUCUUUCCUCGAGUGCCGUUUUUUACACAGAUCUCGGAAUAGAUGGAAGCCAUUUUUCCAGCAUUCCUGACGCAUUCUGGUGGAGUGUUACGACAGUGAGUACCGUUGGAUACGGAGAUUAUUACCCCAUGACAAGUUUUGGAAAAGUUGUUGGGGGCAUUUGUGCUGUGUUUGGCGUUCUGGCGUUUUCUUUACCAGUCAUGGCCUUCGCGAAAAAUUUCAACGCUUAUCUGAAAGGCGAGCCGAUUCGUAGACAUAUCGAGAGUAAAACUAGACGCACUCCAGGGAAGCGCAAAACAAAUGACUUAUCUUCCUAACGGUGGAAAACACUUCCGUGUACGUACAUUUUAAAAGAAAGAAAAUUCUUUUUCAUCGCCAUGUAGAUGUUUUGGAACACCAAUCCGCUAACGCCAAAUUUUGUCAGUGGUAAAGUCGAUUGAUUUACCAUUAAAAAAAAUUGAGGUGAGAAGUCGGUUUUAAUUUUGAAUUUCAAAUCCGUCUAUGCGUCGAAACAAAACAAUGGAACGAAGAUUAAUUUCAUCCACGCUACUGAUUCACCUUAGUAUAUCACAGCACAAACGUGUUUACGAAAGCAGUUUCUUCCUACGAAAUAUUAAAAUUAGUUUCUUGAAUCAUUUGCUUUGUGUUUUUACUAUUGUUAUGACCCGCUCCAAAGGGCCAUGUCAAAAAUUUUACUCCAAGAGGCAAGGUUGUGUUUGUAAAACAAUUCGAUUGUGAAGAGCUAAACACGGUUACGUGUCAGUAAAAUUGAAAAGGGACCUGCUGCUUUUAAUUAUAACAAAGAGGCGUUCUUUGGGUAAAAUACUGAGAGCUUAGCCUCAGACCAUCUCAACGCCGCGACAAGAUGCCGGUGAUGCGUUACUGUACACCUAAUUUACAUUCACUCAGCUUUAAACAGCCACGUUGCAGAAUAGUAUUUUCACAGUACAUGUCAGGCAAAAUGCAUAGCAAGAAUUGAAAUAUAUUGAAAAUU